Molecule: messenger RNA, 1968 nt
Organism: Papaver somniferum (opium poppy)
Lineage: Eukaryota; Viridiplantae; Streptophyta; Magnoliopsida; Ranunculales; Papaveraceae
Product: histidine kinase 5-like
Exons: 8
Coding region: 621-1652 (343 amino acids)
Source: RefSeq, a predicted model, not a curated record
GAGGUCUUCCCCUCCUUUUCUCUCCCUAUGUAUGUGAGACUUCAGAUCCAGUUCAAAGUGGAUUAUUUGAAGCAGAAAGUUAAUUUGCUUGGAUCAGCUCGUUCAGUAACUUAAUUACUCCUAUUCCUUUUCAGGAUGUCGAAUGAGAAUGUUGGGCCUAUGAUCCAGGAUCAGUUAGAAGACGGUAAGCUAACAGAUGGUGCUACGGUAGAGGAGAUGGCUGUAGCAAAAGCUAAGAAAACAGAACCAAACGAAACAAAGGAAACGAUGCAAGCUAGCCAAAUUCGGUUAUCACGUCCUAAUUCACUAUAUUUCUUUCUUUCAGAGGAAACGAUGCAAGCUAGCCAAAGCUUAGCUCAUGAUAUACGACCUCUCCUCACAGAGGUUGUCAGUUUAGCUAAAAUUCUCUCAAACUCGGAUCUGGAUCAAAAGCAACGGCGACUUUUGGAUGCCAUAAUGUCUAAUGGGGAAUUAGCUUUUGAACUUAUUAAUGACAAUGUUGAGUUAGGUAUGAACUUUAAGUUAAUGACUUUUUAAGUGUAUGUUCCUGUUAUGAAUUACCGUUUACUGAUGAAGUUGGACGAAAAUUUAGUAUCGAAAAACCUGGAUUGCAUCAAGGUAUGUUAGAAAGAGAAAGAAUCGCAAAUACUGAGGAUGCUUUCACAGUGGAUAUGAAGCGGCUUUCUGAAUUGACAAGUUACAGCGAGAAAGGGUCGAUUCAGUUGAAUAACCUUGUCAAGGACUGGAAGCAGAAGCAGAUUAAUGCUGUCCGUCGUCUCGAGGAAGAGCGUGCCAUCUUAAUUAAACGAAGGAAAGAAAUUGAGCUCAAAAAAUUGGAGAUUCACAAGGAACAUCGGUCUGACGAAGCAAGUCUAGGUGAUAAACGGCUGAUAUCUAUAUUUGAAGGAGAUUAUGAUAGGAAAAACAGAGAUAUUGUUGAACAGGAUAUUGUUGUUCAAGAAAAGCGAGUCGAAGUAGAUGCCGAGUUUGACACUGUUAAGUACUGGAAGCUGAAGGCGAAGCAACUAGAAAAAUGGUUAGAAGAGAAGCUACAAGAAAACAUCAAAUUGCUCGAGACACAAGCAUCGCCAGUAGAAGAAUUAUCACAGGUGCUAAAAAGAGCAGAUAAUUUCUUACACUUCAUUCUCGAGAAUGCGCCGGUUGUCAUGGGACAUCAGGAUAACGAAUUACGUUACAGAUUCCUUUAUAACCAUUUUCCUAGUUUGAGUUACGAGGAUAUCAUAGGAAAAACAGAUUUGGAGAUCUUUAAUGGAUCAGGUGUUCAGGAAUUUUAUGAUUUUAAGAAAGAAGUCAUGGAAUGUGGAAGACCGGCAAAGCGGGAAAUCACAUUCGGUACAGAAUUAUUUGGGACCAAGAUAUUUUUGUUAUACGCAGAACCUGUAUAUGACAUAGCAGGGGAUGCAAUUGGUGUCAACCAUGUGGGAAUGGAUAUCUCUGAUCAGGUUAUUAGAAGAGAAAAAAUGGCCAAACUUCGUGAGCAAAUAGCUGUAGAAGAGGAUAAAAAAGCAGAACUAGACAACAGACGUAGCGAUGCUAAACAAAGCUUAGCUCAUGAUGUACGUCCUCUCCUCACAGAGGUUGUCAAUUCAGCCAAGAUACUCCCGAUCUCGAAUUUGGACCAAAAGCAAUGACAACUUAAGCAUACCGUGAUAUUCUUUGGAGAAUUAGCUUUUGAACUUAUUCAGGACAAUGCUGACCACUCCAACAUUAAUUUCAGGAACCUCUAUUUUUCUUGCAGAAGAGGAAGAGAAAACUUUCAGAACAGCUUGCUAGGAACUACAUCUAGGCCAUAUCAUAUCUUGAAUACCUGUUUAAAUUUGUAUUUGUUUUUACUUAAUGGUGCUCAGACAAACUCGACUACCGAAAAUCUGAACAUGAACUUAACUUGGUGAGCCAGUUUGUAAUAUGGAUCUGCUAAACGAAAAAAAAAUCAAGAUUGAAUUGCCA